AACGCCGAUGACACUACAGCUAAAUACGAUCAAAUUCGAUCACCGGAUCGUGUUCCGGCCGUACAAUUCACCUUGGAGUGCGUUGACGACGAUAACAGCUCCGAAGUGGAAGCUGUGUCGUUCAUAACGGACGCAUCUAGCGAAACGAGGAUCGAUAUCACCGAGAAAUCGCCCGAGUUGCAAUCGGACACCAAAUUUGUGAGGUUGUCCGACUUAAUGUGUCAGCCUGCGCGAUUGGAUAGCGACGUUUGCAACGACGUUGUGUGUCCAAGGAUGAGUCGCUCAAUUCCUGAGAGUUCCUGGGUGGAGAGUCCGCUGCUAAUGUCGCGAUCUGCGGGGUUUCGCAUUGCGCCAAGGCCAAUGGAACCUGAUACUUCUAGUCUCUCAGAUAGUACAGGAUCCCAAACUGGGCCGUCUCAACGCCGCCUUGGUACGGACCUGCUGCGUAUGUUCCUGGAAGAAAUGGACACUGAUACCCACGUGCAUGUGGGCAACCGCAGCAUUAAAGCGCAUCGUUGCAUUCUGAUAUCACGAUGUCAGUACUUUGCUGGGACUCUUCGAGGGCGAUCGAUUGAAUUGGACGGUUUUUCAUAUGAUGCUGUGCAUUUUGCGCUGUGUCACAUCUAUAGCGGCGCAUCGCAUGUACCGGACUCCAUUAGUCUGGUGGAGUUGGCAAGUUUAGCUGAUUUGUUAAGCCUGGAAGGAUUGAAGGAGGUUGUUUCGCAUGCUUUGAAAUCGCGGCAUUGUCACAACUUUCAUUCGCCAUGUGCCGGAUGUCUUACAGGGGGUUUUGAGGUUUUGCCAUUAUCGUCUGCGUAUGGAUUAGAUGAGCUGUAUCAAAAAUGUUUGAAGUGGAUAACAACACAUUAUCUACGUAUAUGGCCCAGCAGGGCGUUCGCGUCGUUGCAGCGCGAAUUGCGCGAAAAAUGCGUUCAACAGCAUGUGGUUCACAUGAGCGCUGCUACCGUCCUCGCCACUAGUUUGUCCUGCGACCGAUUACUGGCUUCUCUGCCCAAUUUAAAGUGGGCCGAACCGGUUGUUCAAUUAGCGCUACAAUUAUCACAAACCUGUCAGACAUAUGUAACGCAGCACUUCACCGCCGUGCUGCCGACGUUGAUGGAUGCAGAACCUUGGAAUUAUCCGCGAAUUGAGGAAAUCUUACUCAACGCUUCAUCUGGAUUGACGUUGGAUCAAGAUUGCGGUGUUUAUUCCAGAUGCUCUCACAUGUUGGUUAAAACCAAAGAUAGUGCUAAUGUAACAUUGCACGAAAUGUUAGUGAAAUUAAAGGAGCACAUCGAGCGUCGCAUCGUUCUGAAAUCUCACAAAUUAGGAAAGUGCCAGCGUUGGUUGCGCAUGGAGCCUGAGCUUCGCGCACAUAUUAAAUCUCUUGCGAAAAUGUCCGAGUCCCUGGUGAAAAAUACCAAAACUGAUAUUCCUAGCCGGCUACCGCGCAUGAUCAGCUCUAAAACAGUAACCAGUUCAUCAGAAUCGUCGCGAAAUUCCAGCCCCGCGACCUCCCAGAGCCACACCAGCCCCUCCUUACGACGUAGUUUGUUACUAGCCGCGCGAGCUCCACAAGUCCCGCCAAGUCCUUCGGCCACACGUCGUAUAAGCACCCUUACUAUGCCGACAGCCGCAAGUGCUGCGAAGAGCGCGCCGCCCAGACACAACAAACCAUCCAAUCCGAAGCAACAACCGCAAAGUCUUACACAACCACGUCCUAUCUCAGCUCCGUCGAACUUACGCAAAAGCGCAUCUUCUAAAUCCGCCAACAAGGAACCCGUUGUUAAAAAAGAUACGCCCCGGAGACCUGUGAAUAGCGCAGCUACGCGUAAACCUGCGACGCCUACAGCUUCCAAAAAACACACGGAGAUAUCAAAAUCAAAUGAGAAGAUCGGCGUAAAACGCAAACAAGUUGUGUCCACGACUACUAAGAAGGUCGUGCAAGCUGAGACGAAGUCGCCGCAAAAAUCUCCCGGUAUGGUACGUUCUAGUACAUUCCUGAAAGACGAGCCCACCGUACUUUCACUCUCUAGUCAUGGUAAAAUGUAGAAUUGUUGGAUCUAGUCGUGUAUAUUUUUUUUUGUUCGUAUGCUUCCAACACUAGUCAUUGCGAACUGUUUUCAAUUGUUUGCGCUCACGCUCGCUCUCUUGGUUGGUGAAUUGAUCUCUCUAUACUUCAAAUCUCUGCGUUCGACGACAAACAUACAGAACAUUCCCAGAAUUUACAAACAAUUUGUGAUAAAGAUGCAAUUUUACAUUGAUAGACUAUUUAAAGUAAUCAUAAGCUGAACAAAACUUUGAAGUACGCGCAGCUAAUUGAAUGUUAUGUAUACUCGUGUACAUAAGAUUGAUAUAAAUUAGUUAUAAAUGUCGCGCAUCUUCGUCGUACUACAUAUAUAAAUUUUAAGUUAUUUGGGGCCAGUUUUUUGAUUCGCGCACUUAAAAUACAUUCCUGUCUAUAUUAGAAGUAAUUUUUUUGUGUAGCCGGUAUUAACCAUUUUCAUGGUUAAAUCUUACUGAAGUGACUUAUCUUAAGGUGUUUCAAAGAAUAUAAAGUAAAUGACCUUAUCAAAAAUGUA
Messenger RNA from Dalotia coriaria, 2582 nucleotides. RefSeq names its product BTB/POZ domain-containing protein 8-like. Gene Ontology annotation, molecular function: protein binding. The record is from RefSeq and is a predicted model, not a curated record. Lineage: Eukaryota; Metazoa; Arthropoda; Insecta; Coleoptera; Staphylinidae.